UCGAGUCACAGGCUCUCGCCAGUCCCAGGUCCCAAGUCCCAACCGCGACCGGCCGACGACGACCACACGCCGGUGGCUCCAAGCUAGACUCCCGCGGCUACUCUCUCAGGCGUUCAGGCCAACGAAGCACCCUGCACCCCGCGGUAUGCUGCCCCUUGCACACCCCACUCGCUAUCCCCACCUCCGCCCAGCAUCUCGAGCCCCACCUCCGGGGCGCUCUCUUGCCCGUAUCCGAGCUGGACCUCGCCUUCCCCAGCGCGCCCUCACCCACACCCGAGCGAAAACUCCGAGUGCGGAAGCGGGCGAGACCGAAACCACCUCCGCCGCCGCUACGAGCGGCGGGACCAGCAGCAGCAGCGUCUUGUCGUUCCUGUGCCCGCUUCUCAAGUUCUUCGGGGGCGGUGAUCCUUCUCAGGAACGGAAUGACAUCGUCGAGGUGACAACAUCUUCUCUUUCAAGUUUAGCUAGACUGCCAUGGGGAUCAAGUGUGGCAGUUAGUAGCGGCGAGGAUGUUAGUACAGCAAUGGGUGCUCCAACUCUGCAACUGUAUGAGUUUGAGGCAUGUCCCUUCUGUAGGAGAGUUCGGGAGGCCAUGACUGAGCUUGAUCUUUCUGCAGAGGUUUAUCCUUGCCCAAAAGGAUCGCUGAGGCAUAGAGACGCAGUCAGGAAAAUUGGAGGGAAGGAGCAGUUUCCACUUCUUGUUGAUGCAAGUACUGGUGUCACAAUGUAUGAAAGUGGAGAUAUUGUUAAGUACCUGUUCAGACAGUACGGACAAGGAAAGAGCCCUUCCUUUGGACUCCUUGAAAGUACAAUUUUCACUGGAUGGGUGCCUACUCUUCUCCGAGCUGGAAGAGGGAUGACAAUGUGGAGCAAAGGUGGCGCGGCACCUUCAGAGAAGCUGGAACUCUUCUCGUUUGAGAACAACACAUAUGCAAGGAUCGUCCGUGAGGCUCUCUGCGAAUUGGAGCUUCCUUAUGUUCUCCAGAACGUGGGAGAGGGGUCAUCGAAGAUGGAUUCGCUGCUAAGGAUAGCGGGUUCUAAACAGGUACCGUACCUGAUUGAUCCUAACACUGGGUUCCAGUCGGGGGACCAUAAGAAGAUACUAUCCUACUUAUUUCAACAAUAUUCUGUCAGUAGCUAAGCUUCCCUCUGAAAUCUCGGUAAACCAUAGACAGUUUAAGAUGGCAUGCAUAGCUUCCCUUGUACAUUUGCCGUGGCGUGAAGCUUUGCCUCUGAAGUGUUUGUGGAUUGUGCUUCUUUAAUUCCACGUAUGAUUUU
This is a messenger RNA of Brachypodium distachyon (stiff brome), 1278 nucleotides long. RefSeq lists its product as uncharacterized. Bases 146 to 1141 code for a protein of 331 amino acids. Gene Ontology annotation, cellular component: chloroplast. Lineage: Eukaryota; Viridiplantae; Streptophyta; Magnoliopsida; Poales; Poaceae. The record is from RefSeq and is a predicted model, not a curated record. The transcript is spliced from 10 exons.